AUGCUUUCAGAGCUGGGAGUUACACUGCUGUUGUUAAUCGUGUAACACGACCAUGGGAUCGGGCGGUAGGCGGUUAGAAGGCCAAUAAGGAGUAUCAGUGUGGAUAUAGCGGCAAUGUUGUAAUGGCCACCUGUCUGGAGUAAUGGAACCGGGUGCUGCUGUGUCCGGCUGCUUCACCAACUGACAGUGUCUGCUGACUGCCCUCACACAAAGAACCAGCAUCUCUCCUGGAGAGUAACCUCGCCUUGGGUAACGAUCAGCUGGAUGACAGUGUGGCUCUGUCAAGUGGUUUGAAUAAAGGACUGAACUGUCAUCCAUCAGCAAUCCCAAUCUGAUAGAGAACACGCUUGAACCAGCAUCAAUAUCGAUAUGAGCGACAGGACUUGAAUAUUGAGAUUAAAUCAGCCAACAGCAGUAGGCUAGGAACGAUGUUUGUAUCAAUGAUUUAAUAAGCAGUGUGUGUGUGCCAUGUCGAAGAGGGAGACCAUGAGCUCCUUGCCCCUGACAGGGAUAUCCACAAGUGAUUUCAUUGGAUUCUUACACAUGUACCAGGACAGCAAUCAUCACUGACAGCUCACUGACAAGCAUGAUGUGUUUAACGUUCCAACUGAUCCUGUGCUGGUGUCUGCAUGUGCUGACAGAGCCAGUCGACUUGCCGCCUCCAGAGCCGGAGUUCCUAACUGUGCCCAACAACAUCACCGUGCGCGAAGGGGAACUUGCAAAGUUGCCAUGCUCCGUGCUGCACCUGGGAACAAAACAGGUGGGCUGGAAGCGUGUCGACAAGGGUCACAUGACAACAAUCGGGACAAUGACGUGGGUGAAGGAUCGUAGCAUCACAGUGGACCACAUCGAGAAAAGUGAGGAGGUUUCCGACUGGAACCUCAUGAUAAAAAAUGUCCAGCCCCUGCAUGCUGGGAUGUAUGAGUGCCAGAUCACAACGCCGGAGAAGCUGCGCAGGAAGGUGCAGCUGAAUGUGUUUGGUCCUCCCAUCACAGAUCCAGAUAUCUCCAUUAUGGGGAAGGAAUACGUUGAAACGGGGGAGGACAUCCGACUCGUCUGUAAUGCUACAGGUGGACCUCACAUUCCAGAGGAAAUAGACUGGUUCAAAGAUGGAGAUAAAAUUGACACUAAAAAGUACAGGAAUAUUUUAAUUACAAAAUAUAGGUCAUUACAUGACCGCUCCAUGGUCAGUGAGCUGAUCAUUGACCGAAGCACCCUCCGAGAUUCUGGGACUUAUAUAUGCAGGAGUUCUUCUGAUGAGAUUGAUAGUAAACGAGUUACAGUGUUAUUUGGAGAUUCCCCAAGAUGGGAGAGAGAGCCACAAAAUGAGGAGGGCACACCCUUCAAGGACAGAGAGAGUGGCGCUUCGAGACAGCGAUACUCCCAGGUGUUACUGCUGCUGUUACUAUUCCACAUAUACCAGUCUUCAUGUACGUAGCAGCAUGGAGGCUGCUGUCACCCUCCUCCUCCUCAGCCUUGGUGCUAUAGUGUGCCUUUGUCAGUGUGGUCCUCCCAGCAACCAGAACAAUAGAAAUCUCUGCAAUUUGUGGAUAUUUUUGAGAAAAUGUGUUUGUGAUAUUACAAAAUUUUAAUUGUACAGUUUUUCACAAAUGAAUUUGAAAUGGAACUUUAAUGAUUUCUUUGUGUGUUGAAAACAAUUUUUGGUUCUUGGAGAUUUUGAGUGAGAGGCACAGAAAGUGAGCUACACGACAUGGUGAGACUGGCUGGCUGACUGUGAAGCUGGGAACCACAGCCUGCCUUCCUGCCUGCAGCAUUCAGCAGCAAGGACCUGUUUAUUCAGGAAAGAUAGACCAAAGCUGGAUGUGUGUGUUGAAAUAGAGAUGGAAUUGCUUUUAGUUAUUUUGAAUGUGAGCAAAAUUGCAUUCGAUGAUGAAGUUGUUUUGUCUGAUCUGCAAAAGGAUAGCAUUGUAAGUGAUGUCGUAUACAAAUGGAUGGUGUUCCCUUGUGAAGAAAUUCACUACCAAUGGAGUCAGUGUCGAGAUUCAGCAGCAGCUGUUGCCUUGUGUGUUUGUGAAAUCGAUAUUGGAGACGUGCACAAUGAUGUCGAAAUACAGCCGGGAACCAAUAAAACGGGUACAAGAAGCUUUGCAAAUUAUUGCUUAACUGAAUUAAGGUCUGCAGUGAAAUCGAACCCUGGAUUGAAAUCAAACUGCACCAUCAGAUGGGAAUGUUUUUGAUCUAUUUCAGAUUAAUCCUUUUCGGUUGAUUGCGUUUUCAGAAUGACAUUUGCAGUGAUCUUUACGAGGAGUCCAUUACAGUAUCAUCAAGGGAGAUAACUCGGAAAAUAGUGGAGUGGAAUUACGCUGUAGUUUAUUGCAAGUUUUUAUCUCAAAUUGGAAAAGAAAUUUAUAUUGUUUUGUUACGGACAAGCUCUUUACAAUGGAUCACAUUCACUGGAAAGGAAUAUAUGUUGUACUAGAUGCAAACACUGUCCUGAAAGCAAGCUCUGUCCCAGACACUUGAGCAUCUUGCUGUGCAUAGUACAGUCCAUAUAAAGGAAGCUCUGCACCAGAGCUGGCUCCCAGCAGAUUAGAGAUCUGACUGUUGGUGGUUGACGGGUACUACAUCGAACUUCACAGAGGCUGACACUUUCCCUUGUCCUAGGCAGCAACAUGUGUGUCAGUGAAAGGAAAAAGGUUUUAUACUUCUAUUUAAAUGGUUUCACUGAAUAUUGAAUUGUGGGUCUUUAUGGGAACUUCCUUGAAAUACCCAGCUGACCGAUCCUGUAUGACAUAGCUCUCAUACUGUCUGACAGAUGGGAGACAACCCAACGUCUCUGACGUAGUUAGUACUCCAGCGUGGGGACAAUUCACCUUGUCUGUCCUAGCAGUCAUAACUGAAGACAAUUCACCCUGUCUGACAUUGCUAGCAGUCCAGCAGGGGAGACAACUCCUGCAGUCUGGUGUUGUCGCUGUUGGACAGGGGAGACAACUCCUGCAGUCUGGUGUUGUCGCUGUUGGACAGGGGAGACAGCUAACCCUGUUUGAAGCAGUAAGCAGUCAGGCAGGGGAACAUCUCACCCUGUGUGAUUCUGUUAGCAGCUUGAUAGGGGAGACAACUCACCCUCACCAAUGUUGAUAAAUUGCUACUAAACUUAUAAUGUACCGUCCCUUCCUUGAGGUACAGUAAAACAUUGGCCAAUGUCGCAAAAAUCAAGCGCCACAUGGGCUAAAUAUUGUUUUUCUUCCUAAAUACUCUUCCUUGCCAAUGCUUCUCCUGACUAAGAAUACUGCCCUAGCCAGCAUGUAUGUAAUGAGAAUGGGCCAAUAUGGAUACUGCGGGCAAUACUGAUAUUGACCAAAAUGUAACUACCCUUUGCAUGGAUUUGAACUUGAGUGAAUAAUAUAAGAAUUCUUACAAUGUGCUAGCUUCCAUGCAACACGCAUGCUGAAAGUGCUGACAACACACACUAAUAUAUACACUAGAGUUAAGAGGCUGAGUUAUUAAACAAAAGUAUUUUAAGUCUUGCCUUGAAAAUAUCAAGUGAUGAGGCUAUUCUGAGGGCAACAGGAAGUGCAUUCCAUAAUUCCUUUGAAUGUUACCUCAAUUACAUAACAGCCAUAAAAUCUUGUUUGGGCUGUCAGCACACUAUAAAAUCUUGUUUGGGCUGUCAGCACACUAUUAAAUCUUGUUUGGGCUGUCAGCACACUAUAAAAUCUUGUUUGGGCUGUCAGCACACUAUAAAAUCUUGUUUAGGCUGUCAGCACACUAUAAAAUCUUGUUUGGGCUGUCAGCACACUAUAAAAUCUUGUUUGGGCUGUCAGCACACUAUAAAAUCUUGUUUGGGCUGUCAGCACACUAUAAAAUCUUGUUUGGGCUGUCAGCACACUAUAAAAUCUUGUUUGGGCUGUCAGCACACUAUAAAAUCUUGUUUGGGCUGUCAGCACACUAUAAAAUCUUUAGACUUUCAACUUCCCUGAUUAUGUCAAUGAAUAAAACUCUGCACAACAACUCUAUUCUCAAUAUGGCCGCAAUUAGUGCAUUUGCAUUGUCCCUGAAAUCAGCCCCAUCACUUGAUUAUUGUAGUUUAGGGCUACAACACAGGCCACUUGUUUUGAAUCCAGUUUAUGCAAACCCAUUGUUUCAGUUGAGGUAAAGAUAUGUAUGGGUGUCAGAUUCUGGUGUGGUUAUCCAGGCCCUGCAGCUGAAUGCAGACAGCAGCUCAACUACAUCACUAAAACUCAGUACUUCAACUCAGGUGUAAUGAGUUUAUUGGAAUUAAGUGUCACACAUUUGUAGGUCAUGAUGUGUGAGUAAAUCUCCCAGACCUUUGUGCAUCUGUCUAACCAUUGAUUGUAUAUAUCACAGAGCCAUGACACCUGUGACUAGAAAUUGUAAAAUAUCUUAAUGUUGCAUUCAUGAUUUAAUGUCCUUAUCGUUUUCAUCAUCAUAUUUCCAUUUCUAUUGCUGUUAUAUAUUUAAUUUGUUGAUUAAUUUUGUGUGAUUUAUGUCAGAAUGAGUGUCAAGAUUAUUAUUUAUAGAACUGAUGCUAAACUUUUGACAUUCGUGUACUGCACAAUAUAUGAUAUUGAGAGAAGAGUAUUGGUAAUUUUCCAAACCCUAUCUCUGAAAGGUGUUCAGCUGAAAGCCUUGGAGGUGUUUAGUUGGAAGCCUAAGAGGUGUUCAGCUGGCAACAUGAGAGGUGUUCAAGUGGACGUCUUUGAGGUUUCAGCAGGAAGCCUGAGAUGUGUUCAGCAGGAAGCCUAGAGGUGUUCAGCUGGAAGCCUAGAGGUGUUCAGCUGGAAGCCUAGAGGUGUUCAGCUAGAAGCCUAGAGGUGUUCAGCUGGAAGCCUAGAGGUGUUCAGCUGGAAGCCUAGAGGUGUGUUCAGCUGGAGCCAGGGGGGUGUUCAGCUGGAAGCCUAGAGGUGUUCAGCUGGAAGCCUAGAGGUGUUCAGCUAGAAGCCUAGAGGUGUUCAGCUGGAAGCCUAGAGGUGUUCAGCUGGAAGACAGGGGGUGUUCAGCUGGAAGCCUAGAGGUGUUCAGCUGGAAGCCUAGAGGUGUUCAGCUGGAAGCCUAGAGGUGUUCAGCUGGAAGCCUAGAGGUGUGUUCAGCUGGAAGCCUAGAGGUGUUCAGCUAGAAGCCUAGAGGUAUCCAGCUGGAAGCUUAGAGGUGUCCAGCUGGAAGCCUAGAGGUGUUCAGCUUGAGCCAGGGGGGUGUUCAGCUGGAAGCCUAGAGGUGAUCAGCUGGAAGCCUACAUGUGUUCAGCUGGAAGACAGGGGGUGUUCAGCUGGAAGCCUAGAGGUGUUCAGCUGGAAGCCUAGAGGUGUGUUCAGCUGGAAGCCUAGAGGUGUUCAGCUAGAAGCCCAGAGAUGUCCAGCUGGAAGCUUAGAGGUGUCCAGCUGGAAGCCUAGAAGUGUUCAGCUGGAAGCCUAGAGGUGUUCAGCUGGAAGCCUAGAAGUGUUCAGCUGGAAGCCUGAGAUGUGUUCAGCUGGAAACCUAAGGGUGUUCAGCUCGAAACCUGAGAUGUGUUCAGCUAGAAGCCUAGAGGUGUGUUCAGCUGGAAGCCUAGAGGUGUUCAGCUAGAAGCCUACAGGUGUCCAGCUGGAAGCUUAGAGGUGUCCAGCUGGAAGCCUAGAGGUGUUCAGCUGGAGCCAGGGGGGUGUUCAGCUGGAAGCCUAGAGGUGUUCAGCUGGAAGCCUAGAGGUGUUCAGCUGGAAGCCUAGAAGUGUUCAGCUGGAAGCCUGAGAUGUGUUCAGCUGGAAACCUAAGGGUGUUCAGCUCGAAACCUGAGAUGUGUUCAGCUGGAAGCCUAGAGGUGUUCAGUUGGAAGCCUGAGAGGUGUUCAGUUGGAAGCCCGAGAGGUGUUCAGUUGGAAGCCUGAGAGGUGUUCAGUUGGAAGCCCUAGAGGUGUUCAACUGGAAGCCUGAGAGGUGUUCAGUUGGAAGCCCGGGAGGUGUUCAGUUUGAAGUAUUUGAGGUGUUCAGCUGGAGCCAGGGGGGUGUUCAGCUGGAAGCCUAGAGGUGUUCAGCUGGAAGCCUAGAAGUGUUCAGCUGGAAGCCUGAGAUGUGUUCAGCUGGAACUCUAAGGGUGUUCAGCUCGAAACCUGAGAUAUGUUCAGCUGGAAGCCUAGAGGUGUUCAGUUGAAAGCCUGAGAGGUGUUCAACUGGAAGCCAGGGGGGUGUUCAGUUGGAAGCCUGAGAGGUGUUCAGUUGGGAGCCUAGAGGUGUUCAGUUGGGAGCCUGAGAGGUGUUCAACUGGAAGCCUGAGAGGUGUUCAGUUGGAAGCCUGAGAGGUGUUCAGUUGGAAGCCUGAGAGGUGUUCAGUUGGAAGCCUUAGAGGUGUUCUGUUGAAAGCCUAGAGGUGUUCAACUGGAAGCCAGGGGGGUGUUCAGUUUGAAGUAUUUGAGGUGUUCAGUUGGAGGCCUGAGAGGUGUUCAGUUGGGAGCCUAGAGGUGUUCAGUUGGGAGCCUAGAGGUGUUCAACUGGAAGCCUGAGAGGUGUUCAGUUGGAAGCCUGAGAGGUGUUCAGUUGGAAGCCUGAAAGGUGUUCAGUUGGAAGCCUGAGAGGUGUUCAGUUGAAAGCCUAGAGGUGUUCAACUGGAAGCCAGGGGGGUGUUCAGUUUGAAGUAUUUGAGAUGUUCAGUUGGAAGCCUGAGAGGUGUUCAGUUGGGAGCCUAGAGGUGUUCAACUGGAAGCCAGGGGGCUGUUCAGUUAGAAACAUAAGAGGUGUUCCGCUGGAAACAUAAGAGGUGUUCAGUUGGAAGCCUGUGAGGUGUUCAGUUGGAAGCCUGAGAGGUGUUCAGCUGGAAGCCUGAGAGGUGUUCAGUUGGAAGCUUGGAAGGUGUUCAGUUGGAAGCCUGGAAGGUGUUCAGUUGGAAACAUAAGAGGUGUUCAGCUGGAAACAUAAGAGGUGUUCAGCUUGAAACAUACGAGGUGUUCAGUUGGAAGCCUGAGAGAUGUUCAGUUGGAAGCCUGAGAGGUGUUCAGUUGGAAGCCUGGAAGGUGUUCAGUUGGAAGCCUGGAAGGUGUUCAGUUGGAAACAUAAGAGGUGUUCAGCUGGAAACAUAAGAGGUGUUCAGCUGGAAGCCUGGAAGGUGUUCAGUUGGAAGCCUGGAAGGUUUUCAGCUGGAAACAUAAGACGUGUUCAGCUGGAAACAGAAGAGGUGUUCAGUUGGAAGCCUGGUAUGUUCCCAGUGGUCCGAUCACUAAGCAGGUUUUCUUCUGAAACAUGUAGCAGAAGCUUCCUAAUGAAUGAAAUGUAUUUCUAUGCAGUCACUGGGAGGAGGAACAGGCCCCGACAAGAAGUCUUAACAUUACAACUUCUGGAGGGGACAUGCUAUAGUGUGCUACAACUGGCACAACAUAGCCCAGCGAUCUCUGUGUGAAACAAGGCCCAGCCUCCUGUGCAGCAGAUUUAUGACUUGUGCAGGAAUCAAUCGGUGACUGACGAAGAGGAACACUUAUUGUUGACCGGAUAAGUCAGCACUCCAACCAGCAGGUUUAUGACUUGUUCAGGAAUCAAUCACAGUCAGUGACAUUUUAUUUAGGGUCAAGCAAUACAAAAUGAUUGUAUUGUUGUGAUGGGUCCAUCAGUUUGGCCACAGUAAGUUUGUGUUUGUCACGAUGCAAGAACACAGGCUUCUCUCCGAUUUUAAGCUUAGCUCAAGAGGUUGACUGGUGCAAGCAAGGGAGGUUUACUGAUGCAUGCUACAGAGAUACAUGGAUGCAUGCUACAGAGAUACAUGGAUGCAUGCUACAGAGAUACAUGGAUGCAUGCUACAGAGAUACAUGGAUGCAUGCUACAGAGAUACAUGGAUGCAUGCUACAGAGAUACAUGGAUGCAUGCUACAGAGAUACAUGGAUGCAUGCUACAGAGAUACAUGGAUGCAUCAUCAGGGUUAGGGUCGGGGUGGGAACAAUAGGGUGUUUGGUUUCCCAACAGUAAUUAUAAUAGCUACUUGCAAAUGUUAAGAGUCUUUCUCCCAUCACUGUGUAGGACAGGACUCUCGGUCUCUGAACUGCAAUUACCAGAUAUGCUUUUAGUGGCACUUUUUUAAUCUUAAAAAGUGGGUGAGGCCUUUUAGUUAGGUGCCAUUGUCAGUCUCAGUCUAGACAGUGUAAUUACUUGGCUUGAGGAUGGAGACGCUGGCUCAUUGUAUUUAAGGGAACUGCGUAUUGCUUGGUUGAAUGUAAUUGAGACAACUUUGUACUGCGAGGUUGAAGUCUACAGCUAACCCGAAGUUACUAUGUGAGCUGAGCUUUCUUUAAAAGUCUAAUUCAAACUGCUUUGAUUCAAGCUCAUUUCAUUCUUCUGUCAGCGUCAUCCAUUCAGGAGGGUAAAAGCCAAAGUAAUACAGGCUUAAGACAAGUACUGCACUUGCAGGACACCCAACUGGGCUGUGAAAAUUAUAAGCAGCGAUGGUUAGGUAUGUCUCAUUCCCAGUUAUUGAUAUUGAUAUAAAUUUAUCUGAAAGCGCAGCCUAGGUAACCAAAAAAUUGAACUAAAUAGUCUCUUUCCACUGCAGUUAACGUCAAAUAAUUCCUGGCGUUCGGAAUAUGAUUGUGCUCCGAUUUCAUAUGACCGGUUCGGUUACAGUUCUUUCCACCUGUGACAGGGAGUGUUGCUUUUAACUAAACUGACGUCCAAAAGAAACUUUACCAGAGUUUGAAAUCACUCUUGCUCAAAAACAACAAAACAUACAUGCAUGAAGUAAAGUGUAUUGAGAAGAUCAAUAUAUUAAC
Molecule: messenger RNA, 8701 nt
Organism: Haliotis rufescens (red abalone)
Lineage: Eukaryota; Metazoa; Mollusca; Gastropoda; Lepetellida; Haliotidae
Product: hemicentin-2-like
Exons: 10
Coding region: 587-1438 (283 amino acids)
Biological process (GO): synapse organization
Cellular component (GO): neuron projection membrane
Source: RefSeq, a predicted model, not a curated record